AUGUCGGAUUCUCGUGGUUAUCGCCAUCCUUUCAACGACUGCACCCACUAUCUAGGUGGCGUCGGCGACCUGGCCAUGAGUCGCCUUUCUGCUACCAUUCGUCGUCAAAAGGAUUGGUGGUUAUCUUACCGUCAAAAGACAUUCAAAAGCGACUGGAUACAAAAAGCAUGUGAUCGCGUGUGGGAAAUCCCUCUGCCUUGUGGAGAACACAGCAAGGUAAAAUUAUCAGAAAGACAGGCCGAAUAUGUUCUUGAAGAGCUAGAAGGGUACGCCUUACUUCGCGAUCAAGCGAACAAGUGCCAGGUUUCUUGUUUCGAGCGCAUAUGGGAAUCAGAAUCUCUUCUAGAGCACUCCAUUGUCUCUUCGCUUGACCAUGAGCUUUAUUCUCUGGCACCGAAUUCCACCAAAGGGACUGCGAAGCUAAUCAAUCCCUACACAUGUCCCCUCGUUUACGACAGAUCGAUAUCCGCUGACCUUCAAGGUAAUCCUACUCCCAUCUCGCCUCCUGCCGAUACCACAUACUCUGUGUCUCGCAAAUUCGCGUUAUUGCCCACAGACGUCCAGCUGACUGCUUCCAACCACCUGGAACUCUUGUAUUACAUCAACGACCUUCAUCCCAGGCACACAUCCCUUUAUGGCCUCCUCAGCACAACCCUAUCAGCCUUUAUUCCAUUAUUUGAACAUACUCUUAGCGAUCUCCACCGAAAUAAUCCUUUACCUCAGCGCAUACCCGGUCGCUCGUGGUACAGCCAAUGGACCGAACCGGAGCCACCGGAGUUCUCUGAUGAUGAAGAGGGCUGGGCUCUAUACGAGCUUGACAUGUGGCACUGGAUGUCUCACAGACCCAUCAAUUUACCUGACGUUCCAAAAGAUGGUUAUCAGGGUGGCCUGGAAGAGAGAAAGCACGUCGUAAAGCUCGGAGGUAGAAGACUACAAGUUGUCAUAGGUGCUUCGGAAACGCGGCUUGUGCGUAGUCACUCUUGUUUGCUUGGCGGGCACGUUACUGAAGUUGGUCAACACCCAGACUCCUGGGCAAGGUCAUCACGGCACCAUCGAGCCGUGGAGAUCACGCACCUAAUCCAGGAGAACGUAGUAAACAGCUCUAUUGAAUUUCGUAUGGCCGUUACCUACCCCAGAGGCUUCAACGCCGGUGACAACGGCGCCACUUUUCGAACCUGGGGUAUGCGAGAUGCUGCUCCGUGCCACCAAUUCAUAGGCGACGUGUCCAUCCGUCAAGGAACAGCUAUAGUCUUCCCAAACAUCUACCAGUACCGACAUACACCAAUUCAACUAGCUGACCCAAGGAAACCAGGGUCACAGACGUAUGAGGAAGUCGUGGCGAGGAUAAUGGAGCACGUGGAUUGGCUCGUAGAUGAAGAUGAGAUGGCGCGUCUCCGAGAGGAGAUGUUGCAGGAGCGGCGGGAGUUCGUUUCGAACAACGACGACCAUUAUUUUUCAAUACCUUUUGAUGUUUUUAAUGGUCCAGAGGUUCUCCUAUAUCCAUAG
Messenger RNA from Desarmillaria tabescens, 1506 nucleotides. RefSeq lists its product as uncharacterized. Bases 1 to 1506 code for a protein of 501 amino acids. The transcript has 6 exons. The record is from RefSeq and is a predicted model, not a curated record. Lineage: Eukaryota; Fungi; Basidiomycota; Agaricomycetes; Agaricales; Physalacriaceae.